Messenger RNA from Homalodisca vitripennis (glassy-winged sharpshooter), 1524 nucleotides. Its product is annotated as dynein axonemal light chain 4. Gene Ontology annotation, molecular function: dynein light intermediate chain binding; dynein intermediate chain binding. The record is from RefSeq and is a predicted model, not a curated record. The transcript has 3 exons. Lineage: Eukaryota; Metazoa; Arthropoda; Insecta; Hemiptera; Cicadellidae. Gene Ontology annotation, biological process: microtubule-based process. Gene Ontology annotation, cellular component: dynein complex. Bases 133 to 450 code for a protein of 105 amino acids.
AAGUGUCAACUGAAAAAUGUGUAAACACGAACAGUUUACAAACUAUAAAAUAAUGACAAAGUUUUGAAUAAUUAUGUGUGCUAUUUGUUUGUAAUGUUUUUUUAAGACAUUUAUAUAUUGAUUCCUUGAAAAAUGGCUGAACCAGGAGAAAAAAAGGAAGAAGAAUCCAAGAAAAUAGUGCACACUUACCCUCUUGUACGAAAUUGUGAUAUGGGAGAUGAGAUGAGAACGGAAGCCAUGGAACUAUGUGUCACGGCGUGUGAAAAGCAUGCGGCCAAUAAUGAGGCAGCAGCCAGGAUGAUCAAAGAAAUGAUGGACAAGAAAUUUGGACCGUCAUGGCACGCUGUGGUUGGCGAAGGUUAUGGUUUUGAGAUCUCAUAUGAAUGCAAAAGCCUUCUAUACAUGUUUUUUGGAGGAAACGUUGCCAUAUGUAUAUGGAAAUGCUCCUAACGUACGCAUUUACUUUUAUCGCUACCUGACCAAUGCAGUAUUAUUAUUAUUACUAUUAUUGUUCAAUUUAUACUAAUUUGAAUAAUUGCCUAUUCAUUAUUAGUUGCCAUAUACAUUGAACUGUUAAAUAUCACUAUUCAAUAUUUGUAUAGAUGACAUUCAAAUUUUUUUCUUUUGAAUAAAAAGCAUUACACCAAAAUGUUAAAUUAUUAGCACUAUAAAUUGUAUUUUUGUAAAUUGUUGUAUUGUUUAGUAUGCGUUGAUUUAGAUUUUUAUAAAAGUAUUUGUAAUAAACUGUAAAUUUUUGAAUCAAAUUCAAUUUUUUUUAGUGAACAGUGGGAAAUUUAGCUUGAGGUUCUUAUAUUUGAAGUUUUACUUCACUUAUAGUUUUAUAAAAUAAACUUCACUAUAUAAUUUAAUACAUUUAGUUUGUAUUCUUAUACUCAUUUUAUAUCUUUAUUUAAAUUUCAUACAAAAAACAUUCUGUAACACAACAUGAGUAUGCAUCCAGGCAUUUUUAUUAUCUACCAUAUCAAAAAUAAUGAUUUUAUUUUCUCAGCUUACUGUUUUAUAAAGUAACAAUUUUUAUUUAGCUCUUGUUCGUAUGUAUUGUGAAUAAUUCUACUGUUAAAUAUUUUUAGUUUUACAUCCAAAAGAAACUAUAGUAUAAGCAAGAGUUACUUUUGUAUUUAAUUUGUAAGUUUUUGAAAUAAUUGGGAUAAAUACGUACAUAUGACAUAUUACAAAUAUGUACAUAUAACGUAUUAAAAAUAUGUAUUAUUUAUGUCCCAAAAGAUAGGUGUCCCAAAUGUCCUUCAUAGUCCUUCCUAACAUAUCAUGAACUUUGAAAAGUAACAUAAUAAUACUGCCACAUUAUAAUGUGAUAUUCUAUGGACUUAGGAAUAUCACAUAGUCCAAGAUAGGACUUGAAAGUAAUUUUUGUAAAUUAAAAAAGUUUGUAAUGCUUCUAACAAGUUUAGAGAGUAGCUAUUUGGACUUCCACAUAACUAAAAGUAAUGUGGAGAAGGGAGGACAUUGGAUAUAUGUGCCUGUUUUUUAUAUAUAUAUAUAUAU